Molecule: messenger RNA, 3656 nt
Organism: Hevea brasiliensis (rubber tree)
Lineage: Eukaryota; Viridiplantae; Streptophyta; Magnoliopsida; Malpighiales; Euphorbiaceae
Product: protein SPA1-RELATED 3
Exons: 7
Coding region: 609-3326 (905 amino acids)
Biological process (GO): photomorphogenesis; protein phosphorylation
Molecular function (GO): protein kinase activity; ATP binding; protein binding
Source: RefSeq, a predicted model, not a curated record
GGGGCUGAUGGUACUUGUUCAUCUCUCUCUCUCUUUCUAGCCUAGGAUACAGGUGGAUGCUGGUGCUUGUUUAGUUUUUGUGAUGAGAAUAAUAUACAUGCGUGCUUGAUCCUGUGUUGUGAAAAGGGUAUCUUAAAUUCUCUCUUUUCUAUGGAUAUUUUUAUUGCAUUUUAAUUUUUGGUUGUGCUGGAGGUGCUUUCGAUUUUUUGUAGUGUAAAGUGCAUAUGAACACAAUCAUAUGUUAUCGUUCUGGUGGACGAACUAGAAAUUUUGAAAAAAAUGAAGGAAAAAAGUCUGUAAAAAGGGUGUGUUGUGUUUACUUUGCUAGUCCAUAUUUUCAUAAUAAUGAAAGUUGAUUGGUUUUCUUGGUGGUAAGGUGUCUGUGUUAUUGUCUGAUGAAAAAAUUUACGUGCUAAGAGUUCAUUUUAUUUGCUUUGACGCCUAGCAGUGAGAUAGCACUUCUAUUUGAGAAGCUGAGUGGUUGGGCUUUGGAUUGAUGAGAAGUUGGGUUCUUUUUGGUUGUCCAUGAAAAUGAGGUUUUGAUUGAAGAUGGUAACAGUAAAAAUGAGGGACUGUGGUAGGAGCUGGAGAAUCCCUCCAUUUCUUGGAUGCUUUGCACCUCUAGGGGGAUGAUCAUGGAGGAUUUUUCUGGGUCUUCUUGGCAGAAGUCUGAUAAUUCUAGGGGAUUGAGUACCUCCAGAGUCUCAGAUUGUAAUCGAAGACCUGCAACGCGAUAUUCUGUGUUUAGAAAGGAGACUGAUAGGCUUGUGCUGGCGCGCCAUAACCCCAAAAACCAGGUUAGUUUUUUUGGGGGUUACAAGGAUGAAGCUGCAGUUGACCCUUUUGCCCGAACUUUAGAAUGGGGUGAUGUUAGCUUGAGGCAGUGGUUGGACAAACCUGAAAGAUCCAUUGAUGAAUUUGAAUGUUUACAUAUAUUUAGGCAAAUAGUUGAGAUUGUAAAUGAGGCACAUUCUCAAGGAAUUGUUGUUCAUAAUGUCCGGCCUUCUUGCUUCCUAAUGACAUCAUUUAACCAUGUGUCUUUCAUUGAGUCUGCUUCUUGUUCGGAUUCUGGGUCGGAUUCUCUAGAAGACGGACUGAAUAGCCAAACCUUGGAGGUUAAAAAUUCAUCAUCUCCCUUGCCUAAUGACAUGUUUCAGCACAGUAGUAGGUUAGGAAGUGAAGCUUUUCAGCCUGGAUCUACUCCAAAGAAUGCUUUAUCAGAAGCUAGUUGCAUUCAAUCAAGUUCAGUUCAUGCCACCCAUGUGCCAUUGGGGGAGGAGACUGAAGAAGAUAAAAUCUGUGAUAGGAGGAACGCUGAACAAGAAGAAGAAGAAAGGAAGCAACCUUUUCCAAUGAAGCAGAUAUUGCUUAUGGAGACCAGUUGGUACUCUAGUCCUGAAGAGGUUGCUUGUUCACCAAGCACUUGUGCUUCAGACAUCUACAGAUUAGGAGUUCUUCUAUUUGAGUUGUUCUGCCCAUUCAGCUCAAGAGAAGACAAGAGCAGAACUAUGUCUAGUCUGAGGCAUCGGAUUCUUCCUCCUCAAUUGUUACUGAAGUGGCCAAAAGAAGCUUCAUUUUGCCUAUGGUUAUUGCACCCAGAGCCUAGUAGUCGGCCAAAAAUGGGUGAGUUGUUACUGAGUGAGUUUCUUAAUGAACCAAGAGAGAAUUUAGAAGAACGUGAAGCAGCAAUACAACUUAGAGAGAGAAUAGAGGAGCAGGAGUUGUUGCUGGAAUUCCUUCUGUUGAUACAACAAAGAAAACAGGAAGCUGCUGAUAAGUUACAAGAUACUGUUUCUCUCCUGUGUUCCGAUAUUGAAGAAGUUAUGGCGCACCGAACAUUUCUUAAGAAAAAGGGCGGCUCAGGCCUAGAAAGACCGAAGGAUGAUAAUUUUGCAUCAAAUCUCCCUCAAUUGAGUCUUGUUGAUAAUGAUGAGUCUUCUAGCUUGGGUAAUAGAAAACGAUUCCGACCAGGCAUUCAGAUUCUUGAUGUAGAGGAAUGUGAUGAUAAUCUAGAUGAUGGUCAGAACUCAGAUAUGCUCACAGAAACUCAAGAAAGUCUACUCUUCAAAAGUUCACGAUUGAUGAAGAACUUUAAGAAAGUAGAGUCGGCAUAUUUUUUGACAAGAUGCAGGCCAGCAAGGCCAUCAGGGAAACUUUGCACUAGACAUUCACCAAUGAGUAGUGAUGGGAGAGGUUCUAUUGUUGUUACUGAAAGGAGCUCCAUUAAUAACUUAGCACCAAAAGAGCUGCAUGUUGAGAGUAGAAGAAGUGGAUGGAUAAGUCCAUUUCUCGAGGGUUUUUGCAAGUAUUUAUCUUUCAGUAAGUUAAAAGUUAAGGCUGAUUUGAAACAAGGCGAUUUGUUGAACUCUUCGAACCUAGUGUGCUCCCUUAGUUUUGAUCGUGAUGGACAACUUUUUGCUACAGCGGGUGUUAAUAAGAAGAUAAAAGUAUUUGAAUGUGAUACGAUUAUAAAUGAAAAUCGUGAUAUCCACUAUCCUGUUGUCGAGAUGGCUAGCAGGUCAAAACUAAGUAGCGUAUGCUGGAACAGUUACAUUAAAAGCCAGAUUGCUUCUAGUAACUUUGAAGGUGUGGUGCAGGUGUGGGAUGUCACACGAAGUCAAGUACUAACAGAAAUGAGAGAACAUGAGAGGCGUGUAUGGUCCAUUGACAUUUCAUCAGCAGAUCCGACAAUGUUGGCUAGUGGGAGUGAUGAUUGUUCUGUUAAGCUAUGGAAUAUCGAUCAGGCAAUUCUAUUUUUGCACUUGGGAGUAAGUAUUGGUACAAUCAGAACAAAGGCCAAUGUCUGCUCUGUUCAAUUUCCCUUGGAUUCUAGCCGUUCUCUUGCAUUUGGUUCGGCAGAUCAUAAAAUUUACUACUAUGAUCUUCGUAACUUAAAAGUGCCUUUGUGCACAUUGGUUGGACACAAUAAAACUGUGAGUUAUGUGAGGUUUGUAGAUCCAACAAAUCUUGUUUCUGCAUCCACGGAUAACACGUUAAAGCUCUGGGAUUUGUCAAUGUGUGCAUCUCGGGUUAUUGAUAUUCCCCUUCAAUCAUUCACGGGUCACAUGAACAUUAAGAACUUUGUGGGUUUGUCAGUAUCAGAUGGUUAUAUUGCAACUGGCUCAGAAACAAAUGAGGUUUUCAUCUACCAUAAAGCUUUCCCCAUGCCAGCAUUGUCAUUCAAGUUCAACAACACCGAUCUGCUUUCAGGUCAAGAAAUUGAUGAUCCUGCACAGUUUAUUUCUUCCGUCUGCUGGCGAGCCCAGUCCUCUACCUUAGUUGCUGCAAAUUCUACUGGGAAUAUCAAAAUUUUGGAGAUGGUUUAAUUUGGUCUAUGCUCUUCAACCCACAAAUGAAAUUUUAUCAAAAGAAACAAGACAGUGAUGGUGUUUGGGCAGAAACAGUUGAAAUCAGGAUAACAAUCUUUGCACCAUAGGAAAUUGUGAAACUAAAGGAUAUGGGAACUCGAGGGUUGCAAUUAAAAUUACAACUUUGGGAUUAGAUGAUAGAGGAUGCAAUUAAAGCAAUGAGAUAAUGCUCAGGAUCCAAUGCACUGUAGAUAAAAUUCAGGGGAAGAAAAGGAAAAAAAGGAGCCUAAAUUUAUUUUUCCCCUUGUAUAUUUUUGCAAUGCUUAUAGUUAAAUCAUUUUUUCACAA